Venustampulla echinocandica is the source of this 1188-nucleotide messenger RNA. RefSeq names its product p-loop containing nucleoside triphosphate hydrolase protein. Gene Ontology annotation, biological process: DNA repair; DNA-templated DNA replication. The record is from RefSeq and is a predicted model, not a curated record. Gene Ontology annotation, molecular function: DNA clamp loader activity; ATP binding; DNA binding. The transcript is spliced from 4 exons. Gene Ontology annotation, cellular component: Elg1 RFC-like complex; DNA replication factor C complex; Ctf18 RFC-like complex. Bases 1 to 1188 code for a protein of 395 amino acids. NCBI's taxonomy places the organism in Eukaryota, Fungi, Ascomycota, Leotiomycetes, Helotiales, Pleuroascaceae.
AUGUCCGACUACGAGGAUGAAAUGGAUGUUGAUGCGCCCGCGGUGCAAGAUUCCGUCAUGUUCAGCUCGGACAAUGUUAAUUCAAAGGGCAAGAGAAGUGCUGCGAACCUACCAGUUGAAGCAGAAGAUAAUCUUCCUUGGAUUGAGAAGUACCGCCCAGAUACUUUGGAGGAUGUUUCUGGCCACCAAGAUAUUCUGGCGACAAUUAACAAAUUUGUGGACUCAAAUAGACUUCCUCACCUGCUGCUAUAUGGCCCUCCUGGGACCGGUAAAACAUCUACUAUCCUUGCUCUUGCUCGGCGGAUAUACGGAGCAAAAAAUGUGCGCCAGAUGGUCCUUGAACUCAACGCCUCAGACGACCGUGGUAUCGACGUGGUCCGGGAACAGAUCAAGACGUUCGCAAGCACAAAACAAAUCUUUACCAUGAACCCGACUUCUUCCACGACAACAUCAAUUGCGGCGUACAAACUCAUUAUACUCGAUGAGGCAGAUGCAAUGACCUCGACGGCCCAAAUGGCACUGAGACGAAUCAUGGAGAAAUAUACGGCAAAUACCCGAUUUUGCGUCAUCGCAAAUUAUACACAUAAACUGAGUCCAGCAUUGCUGAGUCGCUGCACUAGGUUCAGAUUUAGUCCGCUGAAGGAGGUCGAUAUCCGGGUACUAGUGGAUAAGGUUAUUACGGAGGAGAAUGUUCAAAUAACACCAGAUGCGACGGAUGCGCUUGUAAGACUGAGUAAAGGUGAUAUGAGAAGGGCAUUGAAUGUGUUACAAGCAUGCCAUGCCAGUAGUACACCCCUUCACCUAAAGGGCACACCGAAGCCCCCCGAGAAGGAUAUAAAACGAGAUACGAUUACCGAAACGGCAAUCUACGAAUGUAUCGCCUCUCCACACCCUGCAGACAUUAACAAAAUCCUCACUACGCUCCUCAAGACCACAGACGUCACGUCCUGCUUGCAACUUAUCAAUUCCCUCAAGGCUACCCAAGGACUAGCAUUAGCAGACAUCAUUACUGCACUAGGCGAAGAGCUCAUGAAGCUCGACGUCCCGGCGCCUGUCAUGAUAACAUGGCUAGAUGGACUAGCUGAAGUGGAAUACAGGUUAAGUGGGGGCGGCAGCGAACUUGUGCAGACAGGAGCAGUUGUCGGAGUUGUGAGAAACGGCGCGGAACUUAUGAGUGAGGUUAAAUGA